This is a messenger RNA of Penicillium daleae, 666 nucleotides long. Its product is annotated as glutathione S-transferase family protein. Gene Ontology annotation, molecular function: glutathione binding; glutathione transferase activity. The transcript is spliced from 4 exons. Gene Ontology annotation, cellular component: cytoplasm. Bases 1 to 666 code for a protein of 221 amino acids. NCBI's taxonomy places the organism in Eukaryota, Fungi, Ascomycota, Eurotiomycetes, Eurotiales, Aspergillaceae. The record is from RefSeq and is a predicted model, not a curated record.
AUGACGUCAAUCGAACUAAUCACAGAUCCUUGGCUUCCUUGUCCACAAAGAGUCCAUUUGGCCAUCCAUGAACUGGGUAUUGAUAUCAACAUUCGAGAAUUUACCCUCAAAGAAAAGGAGCAUAAGAGCGCUGAAUUCCUCAAAAUGAACCCCUUUGGAGCAUUGCCAUGUCUGAAGGACUCUUCCUUUGACCCGCCUCUUGUGCUAUAUGAAUCCCGGGCCAUUGUCAGGUAUCUUGCGCUGCAAUAUGGGCCAGGUCGUCUCAUGCCCACUCCAUCCGAUGUACGAGCCACAGCACUCUUCGAGCAAGCAGCAAGCAUCGAAUUAACGUCAUUUGACCCCGUUGCAAACCGUCUGGUAUUUGAGGAAUGCUUCAAACCGAGGUUCUUUGCCGAGGGUGAUGAUUCUGUUGAUACAACGUUGGUAGCUAGUUUAAGAUCUCGACUACUGGUCGUGCUCGAUAUCCUGGACCAGAUUUUGGGAAACCAAAGCUAUAUGGCUGGAGAGGAUUAUUCGGUAGUGGACUUGUUCUAUGUGCCUUAUAUGCAUCAUCUCACUACCUCAGUCUGGCCUUCGGUGUUUGAAAACCGACCUCAUUUGAAGUCAUGGUGGGGAAAGAUGAAGCUCCGCCCUAGUUACCUGGAAAUCACCCGAUCUUCAUAUUAG